AUGUGUUUGGUCGACGUUGGUACCGAGGUACCCCUGACACAAGCCGAGAAAGAUGGGGCUGUGACUACUCAUAAUAACUAUAGAGAGAAUGUCAGUCCCAAAGCUACCAACAUGCAGAAAAUGGUUUGGGAUGAUGAGUUGGCAACAAUUGCAACAAAAUGGGCUCAACAAUGCCGAAGUGGUCACGAUACUGGUAAAUCAAGGAAGACAAUAUGUAAGUUCCCUUCUUUUACUAAUAUGGCGGCUGGUUACUCUGAUCUUAAUGCAGCUAUUAAAGGUUGGCAUGAUGAAGUCGUUGAUUACCAGUUUGGUGUCGGGUCUAUCAACGGUAAAGCCGUUGGACAUUACACUCAGGUGGUUCAGCAUAUGUCGUCAAGAGUCGGCUGUGGUAAAGCUAAUUGUCCAAAUACCCCUUACGGAACGUAUUAUAUUUGCAACUAUGCUACUGGGCAAGGCAGUAUUAACUAUCCUUAUAAAUCUGGCACCAGCAGUUGUUCUGAUUGUCCAAAUUAUUGUCAAGAUAACCUUUGUGGUAAGUUGUAG
Molecule: messenger RNA, 543 nt
Organism: Lottia gigantea (owl limpet)
Lineage: Eukaryota; Metazoa; Mollusca; Gastropoda; Lottiidae
Exons: 5
Coding region: 1-543 (180 amino acids)
Source: RefSeq, a predicted model, not a curated record